GGACGUGAUUUGAUGGUGGCUUACGCAUCAGGCUCUUCUCUUCAACAUCACCACCCCGCACCUUAUCGUUCUCUUAUCGCUUUCUCCUCCCAGCUCCCCUGGACGAAAGUAAACAAAAUCAGGACAGGAAUACCUUCACACCAACAAGGAAGAUAACUCGAACACGGAUUGUCUAUUGAAACGAACUUUGAAUCACCUAGGUAACCUUAGCUCUACGUUUCUUCAGAUACUCUUCCCGACGCUUGAUCAACACGUCAAACAAGCCGGAAGCACCAAACAUUCCACACAAUGGCGGCGGAAAAUUACGACGCUGCAAUCACUUUGAUCGAUGAAGCUCAUGCUUUAGACCCAAAUAUCAGCACAAUAAAUGGCGAGAGUGUACCAUACGAGCUUCACUAUGCCCAAAAAAUGACGCAUUAUCUCUCUCUCCGCGCUCCCGAUGCUUCUCCCAUCCUCAAAGUUGCCAUCCGAGCACAGCAUUUUCGACGCUGGGAAGUACCACGAUCCUCCUACCCGAUGACCAAACCCGGGUAUCUGAACUGGAGGUCCUUUCUCAAGAAACGCCAGGCUGAUCUCGCAUCUGCGAUAUGUGUGGGUUGCAAUUUUACAAGUGAGGAAGCAGAGGAAGUGGCUAGGUUGAUAAGGAAAGAGGAUCUGAAGAAAAAUGAGGAGACGCAGAUCUUGGAGGAUGUUGCUUGUCUAGUGUUUCUGGACGAUCAGUUUGAUGCCUUUGAGAAGGGUCAUGAUGAAGAGAAAAUCAUCUCGAUUUUGAGAAAGACUUGGGGGAAGAUGAGUGAGGAGGGACAUCGUUUGGCGUUGCAGAUACCGAUGAGCGACACCAGUAAGAGUUUGAUUCAGAAGGCUUUGGGAUAGUUCGGAAUUUAUGGGAACAGUGAUGGAGUGAUAUAAGCUCAAAGUUGUGGUGUAAAUACUUGUUUAUGUGUUAGUAUAUUGAUUUUGGCUAAGCAGGCUACAAAAGACCGGAAUGGGCUGGGUUGGUGUAGGUUAACACUCCAUGGCGAAGGGGCAAAUGUACUGAUUACUGGUGUCUAAAAAUGUCACAAACAAACUGAUCAGAAUUAUGGAUUGGAACAAACAACA
This is a messenger RNA of Botrytis cinerea B05.10, 1101 nucleotides long. RefSeq lists its product as hypothetical. The transcript has a single exon. Bases 289 to 873 code for a protein of 194 amino acids. The record is from RefSeq and is a predicted model, not a curated record. Lineage: Eukaryota; Fungi; Ascomycota; Leotiomycetes; Helotiales; Sclerotiniaceae.